Molecule: messenger RNA, 870 nt
Organism: Diospyros lotus (date-plum)
Lineage: Eukaryota; Viridiplantae; Streptophyta; Magnoliopsida; Ericales; Ebenaceae
Product: LOB domain-containing protein 25
Exons: 2
Coding region: 238-789 (183 amino acids)
Source: RefSeq, a predicted model, not a curated record
AUUAAUUACUUCCAUCGUCCUUUUGCUUUCAUUUCUUCUCCAUUCAUGCUUUCUGCCUCAUCUUCUUUACCUUUUUGAUACUGCAUCUAGGUUUUCUUAGCCCAACUCAACCCUGCAAUAAGGCUUCUAAAGAUUUUUACAGCCAGGUUCCGCCGUGUUUGUCUGCAUUGGAGGGGCGGAAGGCGAUGUUUGAAAGAAGUUGAGCCUGCACCAAGAAAAGAGAGAAUCAUCAAUUAGAUGGCUUCCUCCAGCUACUCCAACUCUCCAUGCGCCGCCUGCAAGUUCCUAAGGAGAAAAUGUCUGCCGGGCUGCAUCUUCGCGCCGUAUUUCCCGCCGGAAGAGCCGCAAAAGUUCGCCAACGUCCACAAGAUCUUCGGCGCCAGCAACGUCAGUAAGCUGCUCAACGAGAUACAGCCCCACCAGAGAGAGGACGCCGUGAACUCUCUCGCAUACGAAGCCGAAGCCAGGAUGAAGGACCCGGUCUACGGCUGCGUCGGAGCCAUCUCUGUGCUGCAGCGCCAAGUGAUUCGGCUCCAGAAAGAACUCGACGCUACCAACGCCGACCUCAUGCGCUUCACCACCAACGAAUUACCUGCGUUUCCUGGCCCCGACAUGGCGAAUCAUCCAAGGCCUCAUGAUCAGCAGUACAGCAUGUAUGGAACGAGGACAAUGGAUUACGGGGCCGGUUCUUUUGAUCAUUUCGGAUCCGGGUUUUCUCUUCCAUAUGACUCUCCAUGGAAUAACAAUAACAAUAGUAAUAAUCCUUCUGGAGAUAGUCCCGAGCCAUGAGAAGAUGCCAUAAAUAUAUAUGUAAAAACAUCAUAUACAUACAUAUAUAUAUAUAUAUGCAUUUGCAGUGUUUUCUAGGUA